This is a messenger RNA of Daphnia pulex (common water flea), 2630 nucleotides long. RefSeq lists its product as uncharacterized. The record is from RefSeq and is a predicted model, not a curated record. Lineage: Eukaryota; Metazoa; Arthropoda; Branchiopoda; Diplostraca; Daphniidae. The transcript has 3 exons. The coding region runs from base 458 to 1531 and encodes 357 amino acids.
AUUCAUUUCCGACGACUUGUUUUUUUUGUGAUCGCCAAAGAUUUAUUAUUAAUCAUUAUUAACGUGAAACUUAUAUUGUGACGUUGCACAGUUGUUGCGUCAUGCACCCUUCCAGAAAACUCUUGAGCCGGAUGUUCCGAUUGACGCAAUCCUUACUCCUAUACUGGCGGCCAUUUUCGAUCGGUUGGUUACUUGCUGACAUUCUUUGACUUUUCACCAACAGUGUUAGACGGUUAAGAAAUGAAUCAACUAACCUAACCCAACGUAUACAAGGACACUAAAUUAAUUCGCCAAUGGCAAACGUCUACAACAUUCCCGAUUUGGCGAUUGGAUUCAUGGAGAUUGGAGAUAAGAUUGCUGGUCUAGUGACGUUUUGUAUUUCUUUUCUGCGUUACCUUUGCUACACUGCCAAUUGCAGACUCCUUUACCACUUCUUAAAGAUCAACUUUUUUUGGAAAUGAUGAAACUCCUAUUUUGGAGGCCCACAUUAAACAACACGUUGGGACAUGUCGCACUCAAAACGGACAGAUAUUACGUCGGCUUUAGGCCGACAAAGGGAAAUUUACCGGGUGGCAGUCAAAUUAAAAAACGCAUUCCUGUCUCGCAAAUCAUGGAAGGUAAUAUGAAAGGAUGUCUCGCCUUACAUCAAAGUAUCGAUCGGAAUUGCGAAAGAGGCUGUGACCCCAUCGAAUAUGAAAUCGUCAUCGAGGAAGCCAGUAAUAACGAAGAUGUCAAUUCAGUCGUUGAAGAAUUUCUGCGUUACAACGGGAUCAAUCCGGAAGAUGUGACAAUCGAAAGAGUUGAGGAACUCUGCAAGAAGAGAAAAGAGUACAAGCUAUUGCCACCGGAAGAAGCUCAGAACGUUGAAGAACCAGAAAUACCAAUAAAAUUGCUGCCUAAAACCGAAUACUCGUACAAUUUGAUUGAGUUGAUGAGUGGCAAAACGGAGGAUGCAGAGUCUUUCUACCACCGACAGCAAAGUUGCGUCUCUCUCGUAUUCAACGUCAUCCAAAUGGUUUGGCUGAGAAGUCAUCCGGACAACCAACCCAGUCCCAUGUCGAAUCCCGUUGAAUUGAUUACAGAUUUGCCAUUUCAAGUGUUUUAUAAAGUGCCGUGGUUGGAAAAAGUGGUCAAAAAACAUUUGACGUCCAGGAUUGUUGCCAGCAGCAGUGCGACGAUGGAAUGGGUUGAUACAGACGUGCUGGGGACGAUGAGUAAUACGGAAAUGCCGACUGUUUACAUUUGGUAUCCCGACAAAAAUAACCGAUACGGUCACGCCGCUCUGCAGACGGACAAGUAUCACAUCAGUUUCUGGUCGGAACAAGAUGUCAAAGACUGCGGCAAAGGAACGGCAGCUACGGUGGGAAUACCUGGAUCUCUCGUUAUCCAUCAAAAACGGGACAUGGAACUCGAAGGAAAUCGGCUACCCACUGCGACCUACCAAAUCGUCACGGUCACCAAUGAAGCCAUCAAUCGAAUCCACGAAGAGUUUAUUGAUAUUGAUACAACGACAUCAAUCCGGCGGAUGUGACUAUGGAAGCGGCCGAAAAACUCCUCGACGAAGAGAAAACAGAUGUGCCUGUUGGUAAAACCCCCUAUACCUAUUUGGCCGAUAUUCGGGGUCAAAUUUCUGUGUUUGAUCUGGUACAACCAGCUAACCUCAUAAACACUGGAAAACCGCCGUGGUAUCAUUCGAAACAAAGUUGUCUGUCGUUUUGUUACCACAUGAUCCAAAAUGCUGAUCCCCAAUCGCAAGGAAUUAUUGCGAGACUUUAUCAUUUCGCGACCCUCCAAGUACUAGACAAUUUCACCGUGCCCUGGUUUGAAAGCCACGUCAAAAAGUAUUGGAUAAGAAAUAGCUUGUUACAUACAUUCAACAUCGGAGACAAUUCAGUCACGAGAUCCACACGUUAUUGGGUGGUGGAUAAAUGGACCAGCAGCAGCAGCUCACAUCAAUCACAUGAAGAGAUUGGAAGAUUCCGCCAGAUUUUCCGAAAGAUGAAACAACACAAGUUGCUUUCGUUCCUUUGUCUGAGUGGACUUAUCGCCUUUUUUUAUUUUAUAGAUGAACACUAUUACCCUAUAGGAACCAGUCUGAUUUUUAAAAGUUUUCUACCAUUCCUCCCGUUCUUCUUUCUCUAUUUCCCUGUCAAUUAAGUUAAAUGUAGGAAAGGAAAAAAACGGUCAAAAUUUAAGGUCACAGAAAUAGUAGACAGUUUCUUGAAUGCUUAUCAUUUAUUCUUAAACUUGCCGAGUCACGGAGUCAGUUCAUUUACAUGGCAGCCGUCAAGACGCCGCUCAAGAGAAAACGUGAGAGAAUAACGUGGAUCAGCGCCAAGAUGGAGUCACCAGAGAGGAAGAUCCUGUCGUUUCUAUUUCGAUCCGUCGUAAAAAAGAGACUUGGUGGUGCAGAAUCUGUCAAGCAGAUGGCACAAGUUCUUAUUCAACUUGUUCACAUUCGACGCUCUUCAAAGCCAAUUAACUUUGCACUGUAAGAAACUGAAAUAAGUUCUAACAUCUUUAACCGACGUAUCGAUAGCAAACAAGAAAAUGUCUAUUGACAGUUGAAAUGUUCGAUUUUAGUCAAUAUUAUGGGCUUCAUGUUAUCUGAAUACAGCAAGUUAAAAUUA